Messenger RNA from Oryza sativa Japonica Group (Japanese rice), 1745 nucleotides. The record is from RefSeq and is a predicted model, not a curated record. NCBI's taxonomy places the organism in Eukaryota, Viridiplantae, Streptophyta, Magnoliopsida, Poales, Poaceae.
CGGCACCACGUCUCGGCCGAGGGCACGCCGCCGCUUCGUCCGCCGACGGCAGCGGCGCUCCGAGCUCUCCGUCCCUCCACUACGACUACGAUCCUUUGGCCGACCUCCUUGGACCAGACGUCGACCCGACCUCAUCCCAAAGAUCUUUCAAUGCCGGCGUCAUCUUGGUGACUUGGCUAAUUUGGAAAGAGCACAAUGAGUCUUUGAGGGGCGUGCAGUCUCUCCGGUGAAUCUUUGUGCGUCAAUUGAAGAUGAGUGGAAAUCGUGGCUGGAAGCGGGCUUGCCGUAGUGUAAAUAGAGGGUUUCUUUCUGGGUUGCUGUUGUAGCACGCCUUUUCUCUUGGCGUGCCAUGAAAUCUGUAACUUCUUUCUUCCUUCUUAAUAUACUCCAGUCGGUCUUUGCCAACCCGGUGAAAAAAAAAAGGAUUUCUAACUUGCCAGACACAGGGAAUUUGGUGAAGGAAAAUCAUGUCCAUGGCAAAUGGCAUUCUUUCAACAGAGCUGAGCAUCGUGUAUUACGUGCCAUCAAAGCUUUGAGAACUGAGGGAAGACUUCAACGGUUCCCUGUUAGUGCGUGUUGAAAAGGGUAGUCUUUUGGUGCAGGAAUACUGCUCCAGUUGCAGAGAAGGGGAAGCUGAGGUCCUGGGUUGGUCCAAAUGGGCAAUACUAUCGUGAGCUGCCUUGCCCUAGCUGUCGAGGUAGAGGAUACACUCCUUGCAAACAGUGUGGGAUAGACAGAUCCAGUUUGGACUGCCCUAUGUGCAAUGGCAAGGGCAUUAGGGAGUGUGUGCAAUGUGCUGGAGAGUGUGUUAUAUGGCAAGAAUCUAUUGAUGAGCAACCAUGGGAGAAAGUUCGUUCCAGUUCUCCCUUGAAAGUAAAAGAGGAUGAUGAAGUCGACAAACUGGAGAUAAAGAUUAACACAUCAAAAAGAUCAAGGCGUACUUACCCAUCUCCAUCCCCUGAAGUUGCCCUGAAGAUUAGCAGAUCUUUAAGAAGUCUGAAUGCUAAAACAGGACUGUUUACUAAGCAUAUGAAGAUUAUACACCAAGACCCCAAAUUGCAUGCACAAAGGGUUGCUGCAAUCAAAAAAACAAAAGGUACUGCUGCUGCAAGAAAGCAUGCAUCUGAAACUCAAAAGGCAUUCUUCAGCAAUCCCGAGAAUCGGCUUAAGAGAAGCAUUGCCAUGAAAGGGGUGAAAUUCUUCUGCAGCAAAUGUGGGCAAGAAGGUCAUAGGAGCUUCUAUUGCCCAACAGUGAGAGAAAUUUCAGGCAGAGCGCAUUUCAGAUGCCGAUUAUGUGGGGGAAAGGGUCAUAAUAGCCGAACAUGUGGAAAGCCAAAGUCAGAGAAUGAGUGUCAACGACAACCUCGGCACUGCAGCCAAUGUGGUGAAAGGGGGCACAACCGUCGUAACUGUCCCAGAUCCACCACCGUUGAGGUUGAGGUUGGUGCUUCUGGCUAUAUAGUUAAACAAGAUAAUGUUCAUAGUUCAGGUAUUUAUUCAUGUAGUUUCUGCUCGGCAAAGGGGCACAAUAGGCGUACAUGCCCGAAAAGAAAGGCUAGCAUAGGGCAGCAGAAAGAUUGAAAUAUACAUGUUAAUCCACAUAGCAAUCUUAUGGUGUUUGCUGAAAAGUUUGUGAUGGUCGCUUUCAUUUCCUUAUAUAAUACACGUUGGUGCACGGGACCAAGUUGGUUUCUGUUCGCAUUGUAUAUUUUCACCACUACUUUUGCAUUGUAUACUUGCAUUUC